AUGGUCCGCCUUCAAAAGCUAAUGGAACCGAUUGGAUUCCAGAAAGCUCUAGAGGGUUUGAUGGUUGAUAAUGCCAAUGAUUCUGUUGAAGCCUUGGUGAAUAUGUGGAACACCGAUCUUACUAAGGCCAUCAACACAAUCGCUCCUGAGCGUCCUUUCCGACCCGCCUCAAAUCAGAAGCCCUGGUAUACCGGAGAGCUGAAGAAUAUGAAGCGGAGCACAGGAGAACUGGAAACACGUUGGGAUAGGUGGUGUAUGGUUACUUCUGAAGGUGUCAUGUUUAAAGGAUCUCCCUUUCAGGUUACCAUGGAAGAAGAAUAUGUAGAAGGCCAGUUCAAAAAACUGCAAGAGCAACGUAUGGCUAUGCAGAAGAAAACAUUCACCAACUGGAUCAACAAUGUUUUCUACAAACAUGCUGUGAACCAUAGGAUUCAAGAUCUCUACACUGAACUGAAGGAUGGCAUUCAUUUCUUACAGCUGCUAGAGCUGCUGUCUGCUGAGAAACUACCCAAGCCAAACAAGGGCAAGAUGAGGGUUCAUUUUCUGGAGAACAACAGCAAAGCCAUCCAGUUCCUCAAAUCCAAGGUACAUGUGAAGUUCAUUGGCCCUGAAAACAUUGUAGAUGGAGACGGAACCCUUAUCCUGGGAUUAAUAUGGAUAAUUAUUCUCAGGUUUCAAAUUGAAUUUAUCCAUCUUGAUAAGGAAGAAUUUGGUUCCAGAGCUGAUGUCCUUUCUGCCAAUGAUGCUCUACUGAUCUGGUGUCAGUGUAAGACUGCCAGCUACUCCAAUGUCAAUGUGAAAGAUUUCUCCAAUAGCUGGAGCGAUGGGCUAGCCUUUAAUGCACUCAUUCAUGCUCACAGACCUGACCUCAUCCAGUACAGUUCUCUGAGACAUGACCAGCCCAUCAGCAACCUAAAUAAUGCCUUCACUGUGGCAGAGAAGCAGCUGGGAAUCAUAAAACUGCUGGAUGCUGAGGAUGUGGCAGUACCCUUUCCAGAUGAGAGAUCUAUCAUGACCUAUGUGUCAUUCUACUACCAUUACUUUUCCAGGGCGAAACACAACCAGACAGUUCAGAAAAGGCUUGCUAAAAUUGUGUUCUUCCUGAAGGAGACAGAUGACUUGAAGUCCCAGUAUGAACAAAUGGUCUCUGACCUCUUGAAAUGGAUAAAAAUCAAAGUAAGGGAACUGGACGAUCACUCAUUUCCCAAUUCCCUAGAUGAAAUGCGUCUUCUCAUGGGCAACUUUAAGUUCUUCCGCACUGUGGAGAAGCCUCCCAAGUACCAGGAGAAGGGGAUAAUUGAAGCCAAUUUCUUCCACAUCAGAACCAAACAGAGAACCAGCAACCAGCGUGCUUAUCUGCCCCCUGAAGGAAGGACACUAAGAGAUCUGGAAAAGGAAUGGAUCAUUUUGGAGAAGGCAGAGCACAACAGAGGAAAAGCAAUACAGCAGGAGCUAUUGAGACUUGAGAGGGUUGAACAACUAGUCCAGAGAUUUCUGAAGAAAGCUGCCAUUCGUGUGGCCUAUUUGGAGGACAUGAGGGGGAUCAUGAGGAAGCAAGAGGAAUGCCGACCUGAUAGUAUGGAGGAACUUGAGGCAGCUACAAGGAGGCUUGAGGCCAUUGCUGGAGACAUGCUUUCCCGAAGCCAGCGCUUCAAAGCACUCUCUGAGAUGGCAUCAGAAAUCAGACGGGAGAACUACCAUGAUAAGAUCCAGAUUUCAAAAAUGCAAAAGGAUAUUGCACAGCAAUGGCAAGAUCUUUUGAACCAGCUCAAAAGACAGAGACACUUCAUAGCAGACAUGCAGGAAGUUCUGCUCCUCUUAGGAGACAUUAAUACCGUUAUGGAGGAACUUAAAGGGUUGCAGAUUCUAUUGAGUUCUCAGAAUUGUGGUAAAGAGCUAUUAGAAGCAGUAGAUCUAUUGCAGAAACACAAAUUGGUUGCCUCCCAGGUCUCCUCCUUUGGAAACACUGUCAGGCAUAUUGAUGAAAGGGCAGACAAGACCGUAAAAGGUAGACUGGUCAAAUCAGAUGUGCUUCAAGCUAAACUUCGGAUGCUCCAUCAGUUCUAUCAAAAUUUAGUGGAUCUCUGCAAAACACGUCAGCAUCAGCUGGAAGAUACUUUGAAGAUUUUUGAGUUUUUCCAUGAGUGCAAGGAAGAGGAAUGCUGGCUAUUGGAUAAGCAGAAACUGGUGAAAACAAGAAUUUUAGGGCGUGAUCUCAGUCAUAUUAUGAUCUCUCUCCAGAGCCAUAAGGCUCUACAAGUUGAGUGCAACUUCCACCAACUGAUUUGUUCCAAGAUCAUCUGUAAGGGUCGGGAGCUAAGUCAGAAAAGUCCUUCAAACCAGAAAGAUAUCCAGAGAAGGACUAACAGUAUCCAGCAGAUUUGGCAACAGCUCCAAGAUGAAAUGGUCAAUCAGAAAAUCCAACUGGAGGCAGCUGCUCUCAUCAAACAGUAUUUUGCUGAUAUUGAUGAGGUGGAGUCUCGGCUGCAGGAACUGCAAACUCUCCUAACUAGUGAGGAUUAUGGGAAGGAUGAAUCCAGUGCUGAAUCUUUGUUGCAUCGCCACUUUCAUCUGGAGAAGGAGCUUGGUACUUAUUCUUCAGAAAUAAGCCACCUAGAAGAGCAGGCUCAUUUUGUGGCACGUCAGGCUGCCUCCAUUAUGGUAUCAAUGCCAGCAAUGAACAGAGAGAUCCACAACAGCACAAACCAGAAAGUAGUGAAAACACCAGAAAGUCAUUCUGUGUCAAGAAUUUCUGCCCAAACUACAGUCACCAGCCCAUUUGGAUCUGAUCCUCAUUUUGUUACAGAAAACAUCUGGAAAACCCAGAAUAAGUUAAACUUAUUAUAUGAAAAACUGCAAACCAUGGCUGAGCACAAGAAAAAAGAACUAGAAGAAAGGAUCCGACUCUACAAGUUUUACAGCUCCUGUGAAGAAUUUCAAUCUUGGAUAGAAGAUAAAGAGAAAAUUUUCCAGACCAUUCAGCCAAAAGCAGAUAAUGUGGAUGUUAUGGAGCAGAAAUACCAGAGUUUCCUGAUAGAAUUGGCUGCUGGUAAGAGCCAACUGGAUGAGGUCAUUUGCUUAGCAGAUAUGUUUUCUAACAGCAGCCCUGGAAAACAGAAUGAGAUCCAAACCUGGAAGAAAGAGAUAAACUUGAGGUGGGAGCGUCUGGAAGUAUUAAAAGAAGAGAAAGGCUCAGAGCUGAUUGGUGUGGCUGAUGUGAAGACAUUUCUUCAGGACUGCCAAAACACCCAAAGGUUGCUACAAGACAAGUUGGUCCUUCUUGAGGAUUUAGGACACAGGAACAAGUCACCUGUUCUGGAGGCAGAGGCACGCAAGCUUGCAGCCUUUGAGAGAGAAGUCUUAGUGCUGGAGAGAAAAACUGAAUAUCUUAACAGUGUGGCCAAAUCGAUCAAAGAUACUAAUCCCAGAGAGAGCAGGGCCAUAAAGGAACAAGUAGAAGACAUGGAGGAGCUGCUGUCAACACUAAAGUCAAAGGCAGAUGAGGGAGGAAAGGCUCUGCAGGUAGCACAGGACCAGCAGGCCUUUCUGCAAGAAAGCCAGAGACUCCUAUUGUGGACAGAAGGCAUGAAGGAGAAAAUGACCAGUGAGGAGAUGGGCAUAGAUGUUGUCACUGCAGAGCAACUGCUGAAAGAACACCAGGAUUUGCUGAAGGAAAUACCCACUCAGAACCACAGAUUUAAGCAACUGCAAGCAUUGGGCCAGAAGAUUAUGGAUGGUCCAUCUGACAGUAGAGCGUUGGAUGUUUAUGAGUCUGUACACAAACUUGCUCAGAAGAGGAACGAGUUGGAUGAGUUGUGGGCAAAGCGCCGAAAGAAGCUUCAGGAAGGUGUAGAACUGCAAAAAUUUAACAAAGAAAUUGAUAGUAUCCAUGCUGCUCUCUCCAGUCAUGAAGCCUUUCUUCGGACUGACAAUCUUGGGAGCCAUGUCGAUUCUGUCCGAAGUCUCCUGAAGCGCCAUGAGGAUUUUGAACGAGUGCUGCUUGGGCUGAAACACCGAGCAAACAUAGUCAAUGAGCAUGGAGAACAACUGGUAGAACGGGGCCAUUUUGCUUCCCAAAUGAUUGAAGAAAAAAUCAGUGCUUUACAUGAAAGAUGGAAAUUAUUAACAAAUAAUAAUGAACAGAGGAAAAAACAGUUACUAGAAUCACUUCUGCUACAGGAGUUUAAUCAUGACACUGCCGAGCUCUUGAUGUGGAUGGAAGAGAAAUACAAGAUAGCAUCGGAUGAAUCCUAUCGUGACCCAACAAAUAUCCUGAGGAAGCUGAAAAAGCAUGAGGCUGCCGAGCAGGAAAUGAUGGCCAAUAAGAAGCAUUUUGUGGAGCUAAUGGUGGCAGGAAACCAGUUGGUUCAGGAUGGCCACUAUGCUGCAGAUUCAAUUCAGGACAAAAUGUCAGAGCUGAAGAAGAAAUGGGAGAAACUCUACAGCAAGAUGAUGGAUCGAGGAGACAAACUGAGGCAGGCUGGACAGCAAGAACAACUAAUGGAACUUCUUGAGGAUGCUGAAGAGAAAAUAGAAAAGAUUGAGAAGACCCUUCGAGAUGCAGAGAUGGGUCAUGACUUGCGUUCUAGUCGCAAUUUGCUCAAGGACCACAGGCAACUGGAAAAUGAGAUGCAAGGGUUGGCUGAGAAAAUGAGUUCUAUUGUGUUCCAUGCAGAGAAAAUGGCUACAAAUCAUUUUGACAGGGAAAGUAUUCUGGAUGAGACGCAGAAGUAUUUGGCAAGGUUUGAAGCUCUUCAAGAACCACUUUCUGAGAGAGGUCACCUGCUGCAGGCAAGAGUAGAACUGUUUCAGUUCUGCCAUUACCAUGACAUGGAAAUGAAGUGGAUUAAUGAGCGAAAGCCAGUUGCCAGCUCCACAGACCGGGGCAAGUCCUUGAAUGUGGCUCAAAGCUUGCUGCAGAAGCACAAGGAAUUGCAAGUAGAAGUGAAUGCUCAUAAGCAUCAAGUUUCCAGGGUUCUAGAGAAAGGGAAAGAUAUGAGAGAAAGUAAACACAUGCCAUCCCAGAAAAUCAAGGAAAAGUGUCAGGAGCUGAGUGAAAGCUGGCUGGAGCUGGAGAAAGCAUGUGAAGAAAGGAUUGACCAGCUACAGCAGUCUGUUGCCUUCCAUCAGUACUUAGUGGAUGUCUCGGAUCUGGAGAACUGGAUACAAGAGAAGCUCCCAGUGGUAAUCAACAAGGACUGUGGUAAAGAUGAUGCUGCAACUCUCAAACUCAUUAAAAAACAUGAGGCCCUGGAGCAUGAAAUCAACAUUUAUCAGAAUUUAGUAGUGGAACUGGCCGAUACUGCUAAAACUCUACCCCUCUCAGGAUCCAUCCACUAUGAUGAAGUUGAUGCUCCUCAGGAACAAGUUCACUCACAACUUCAGGAGCUGCAAGAUCUGGCCAUAGGAAGGAGGGAAAAGCUGGAGGAGACACUUAUCCUGCAUGAUUUCCUGAGAGAAUAUGAGAAUCUGGAGGAAUGGAUGAGUCGCCAGAAGCAGGUGGCUGUUUCUGAAUGCUCUGGGACCAAUUAUGAGCAUAUCUUGCAUCUUCGUGCCAAAUAUGAAACAUUCCAGCAUCAGUUAGAAGUUUCUGCCAAGCGGGUAGCCAUGUGUUAUCAGCUAGCAGAGAACAUGUUAGCUCAUGGACACCAUGAAUCCAGGGAGAUUCGGAAGAAGCAGAAACAGUUACGGAAUAAUUGGGAAGAAUUGCUGGAGAUGACAAAAGUGCAGGGGAAACGACUGCAAGAUGCUGAGGCAACACACAAGUGCCUACAAGACCUGACAGAAGCCCUUACCCAUAUUGAGGAGAAAGCAAAAGCCAUCCCUGAAGACAUCGCUAGAGACUUGAGUGGUAUCCAAUCUCAGCUACGCAAACAUGCAUCGCUUGAGUAUGAAUUGUUCGGGAAUGAGCAACAGCUGCAGGAACUGAUUGAUGCUGCAGAUGGCAUUCUCUGCCAAUGCUCUGAAAGUCAAGCAGAAGAGAUACAAGCAAAGCAACAGGCUGUGGUCGAGAACUGGGAGGCCUUGAGGUGUAAAGUUGAGCAAUGCAGGGAGCAGCUGGAACAAGUGUGCAGACUGUACCACUUUCAAACACAAGUACGGUACUAUGCUUCCUGGGCAUCUGAAAUGGUUAGAGAGAUGGCAAUUGAGGAGAAAAUUCGAGAUGUGUCUGCCAGUUGUCUGAAAAUGAAUCAGCAUCAGCAGCUAUGGGCAGAGUUUGAGGCCCGUGAUGGGGUUUAUGAACAAGUGUUACAGCUGGGACACAAGCUACAACUGGAACAAAAAAUGGCAGCAAAAGAAAUCCAAGAUGCAUUGCAGGCUCUGUUGGAAGCAAAGGGCAAAGCAUACCACAAGUGGGCCCAAAAGAAAGAAUGGCUGGAGAAGAACCACUUUCUGCUAAUAUUCUACAAGGACUGUAAAAACCUAGAAAAUAUCUCAAACUCCCAAGAGAUGUAUUUGAAAAGCAGUGACUUUGGGAACACAGUGGAUGAGGUGGAACAACAAAUCAAGAGACAUGAGGCUUUUGAGAAGAUUCUGGCCUCUCAAGAUGAAAAGGAAUUAUUUCUUCAGGAACAAGCAGAAAAGCUGCAACAGGACAGUGAACUGGAAGGAAAACAGAUCCAGCAUAAGCUGAAUAUCAUGUUAGAGAAAAGAAGAUGCAUCAAAGAGCUUUCUCAAAGCAGGCAAGAAAAACUCAAGACAGCUCUCCUGCUGGCUCUCUUCUACCAGAAUCUAGCAGAGGCAGAGAGCUGGAUUGAUGAGUGUAUACAAAAGCUGGAGGACUCUUCUUUUCAAAAUCCCCGCAAUCUGAGUGACAAAAUGAAGCUUCUUCAGAAGCAUCAGGUGUUUGAGACUGAGAUUCUGGCUCAUGAGGAUCUAAUAGCUACUGUUAACAAGAUGGGAGAUAUCCUACUAGGCCAGAAUCAUCCAAAAUCAGGAGAUAUUCGGCAUAAAACUCGCUCACUUCAAGAACAUUGGGAGAUGCUGAAAAGUGCUAUUGCUGCACGUGGAAAGAUGCUUGAAGAAAAUAGAGAUUUCUUGGAAUUUCUACAAAAAGUGGACCAUGCAGAAGCCUGGAUUAGAGACAAGGAAGUCAUGAUUAAUAUUGGUGAUGUUGGAAAUGACUAUGAGCAUUGCCUACAGCUCAUUAAAAAACUGAAUGAGUUCCGUGGAUCAUCAGGGGGAAUGACAGUGGAUGAUGCCCACAUCAGUGCCAUCAAUGCCAUUGCUGUACAAUUAGAGAAAGACAAUACAGAAGAGAUGAAAACAAUAUACCAGAGACGAAAGCAGCUCAAUGAAAGGUGGAACAAUUUUCAUUGUGAUCUAAAAGCUUACAGGCGGAAGUUGGAAGGAGCUUUGGAGAUCCAUGCCUUGAUCAGAGAAACUGAUGAUAUCACAGAGAGAAUCACAGAAAAGACUGCACUAAUUCAGACACUGGAUUAUGGGAAAGACAUAGCAAGUACUGAAAACCUAAUCCGGAGACAUGAAGAAAUGGAGAGAGAAAUUGGUAUCAUUCCGUCUAAAAUGGAGCCACUGGAGCUGGACUCACUCCCACUUUGCAAAAGGAAUCCAUCUUCCUUAAGUGACAAACUGGCUACAAAACAAAAAGAAAUGAAAAACCAUUGGCUACGACUUCAGGGUCUGACCAAGCAAAGGGGUGAGAAGUUGGCAGCCUCUUACCAGUUGCACAAGUUUGACUCUGAAAUGAGGGAGCUACUAGACUGGAUUCAAGAAGUCAGAGGUCGGAUUGAGGUUGGAGGUUUUCCGAAAAGUUUUGCCGAGGCUGAAAGUAUGAUUGAGGAGCAUCAAGAAAGAAAGGCAGAGAUUGAAGCACGAGGGGAAAGGUUUGAGGCACUCAGCAACUACAGUCAGAAACUCACCAACUCUGGUCAUUAUGCAACUCCUGAGAUUCAUCAUUCCCUCAUCCAACUACAACAGGCAUUGACGCAAAUGAUCCAGGCUUGGCAAGAACAACAUCUAAAACUGCUUCAAGCCAAGGACUUACAGAAAUUCUUUGGUUAUGUGGAGCAGAACGAAAGCUGGCUUGGCGGCAAAGAGGCCUUCCUAGCAAAUAAAGACUUGGGGGAUUCAGUAUCCAGUGUAGAAAAGCUGCAACAAAAACAUGUGCAAUUUGAAAAAGACCUGGAAACACAACUGGAGAAGAUUGAUAUGAUGGCCUCCUUUGCCCAGCAUCUGAAGGACGAACACCAUUAUGACUCUGAGAAUAUAAUGAACAAAUGCCAAGCUGUCCUAAGAAGAAAGGAGAGACUUCUGGAAAUCAGUUUAGCUCGCAAGCGUCUGCUAGAGGAGUCAUGGCUGCUACAAAAAUUUCUCCACAAUUCCUUUGAGGUUGCUGCCUGGAUGGCUGAGAAAAACAGCAUUGCCCUUGAUGAGACUUGGAGAGACCCAAGCAACCUUCAAGCCAAAUUGCAAAAGCACCAGACUUUUCAAGCAGAGAUUGUGGCCAACAGAAACCACCUCCAUAAUAUAAAUGUAGAAGGAGGGAAAAUGCUCCAAGAAGGACAUUAUGCUUCUGAUGCCAUCCAGUCCAGAUUGCAGGAAAUAGAUGAGCUUUGGAAUGAGCUGCUAGAAAAUUGUGAUAAAAAAAGGAGAAAGAUGCUGGAUGCCUACAAGGCCCUACAUUUCCUACGCAUUGUGGAUGAUGUGGAGAAAUGGUUGGAUGAUCUUGAAAGUGAGAUGAAACUACCAGAAGACGGCAGUAAUCUCCUGGUUCUCAAUGAUCUCCUGAAGAAGCAGGAGGAACUGGAAGAAAGUUUUCUUGGACACAGGGAUCAGUUGCAAGGUCUUAUCAACACCAUGCAAGAAUUCCAAGAAGGAAAGCAUUUUCUGGCAGAUGAGAUAGAGGAGCGAGUGGACCAUGUGGUGCAUAGGUACAAAAAUUUUAGAGAACCAUUGCAGGAGAGGCGAGGGUGUUUGGAGGCCAGCAGGUUGCAGUACCAGUUUCUUCAGGAUGUCAAUGAGGAGUUAACCUGGAUUCAUGAGAAACUUUCCCUGGUUUCCUCCAAAGACUAUGGUCAAUCUCUAACAACUGUUCAGAGCUUACAGGAAAAGCAUCAGAAUUUAGAAAAUGAGAUUAACAGCCAUGAUGCUUUAACUAAAGCUGUGAUCAGCACUGGGCAGAAGCUGGUGAAGGGAGGGCAUGCUGCCUCAUGGGAUAUCAUGGAACAAAUGAAAGAACUGGAGAUUUCCUUAGCAAACCUGAAGGGUGAGGCUCAGAAGAGAAGGAAGAAACUCAUGCAGUCCUAUGAAGCUCAACAUUUUCUCACAGAGCUUUUGGAAGUGGAAUCUUGGAUGGCAGAGAGAGGGUUUGCCCUAGAAAUUCCAGAUUAUGGGAAAGAUGAAGAAUUGACUCAAGCUUUGAUUCGUAAAGUGGAGACUUGCAAACUGGACCUGGGAGGAUUUAAGCCUCGAAUUGAAAAGCUAGGAGAGACAGGAUCCUAUCUUUCAACCAGUGACAACCCAGAGAGCUCGUCUGUCCUUGCAAAGCUCCAGACAAUCUUAGAAGACUAUACCUCUCUCCAGCAGAAGGCAGAGACCCAAAGAAAGGGUCUGGAAGAACAAUCUCAGCUCCAUCAAUUUGAGAGGGAAGUCCACCUGGUUAACACCUGGCUUUUGAGCAAACAGAAUGUGGCUGAAUCUGAUAACUAUGGUCAAGAUUUGGAGGAUGUUGAGAAUCUCAGGGCAGCUCAUCAGGUUCACCAAUAUGAUUAUGAUGUGGAUGAUCUAAAGGGAUGGAUGCAGGAGAAAGAGGCUGUUCUGGACAGAGAUGAUUAUGGUUAUGACCUGCCAGGUGUGCAGACCCUCCUCAGACAACAUGAGGGAGUAGAAAGAGAACUAGCAGCCAUUGCAAAAGAGCUGGAAAGGGUAAGGGGGGAAGCCUGGCGUCUUGGCCGUCUUUAUCCUCAGCCCAGGGACAACAUGAUGAGCAGGCUCUCUGAAGUGGAUGGGUGCUGGGACAAACUGGAGUGGAAGUCUGCAGAGAGAAAGCAAAAGCUGCAGCAAGCUGAAAAGGUCCAGAUGUACUUCAAUGAUUGCAGAGCACUAAUAGCCUGGGCCAAGGAGAUGCAUGCUCUGGUUAUAUCUGAGGAGCUGGCAAAUGAUCUGCUUGGUGCUGAGCUGCUUAUAAAACGCCACGAGGAGUACAAACAUGACAUAGAAAAACAGUGGCUGAAAUAUGAAGAUCUGGAACAAAUUGGAAACAGCAUGAUGAUGGAUGGUCAUUUUAUGUCUAUAGAGAUUCAAGAGAAACUUUCGGAACUGUUGGAGAUGAUGGCAAAAGUGCGGGAAUCCUGGGACCUGAAGAAGAAUUUGUAUGAGGAAAAUUGGGAGAUCCAGUUACUAAGAAGGGAGCUGGAUCUAGCUGAAGCUUGGCUGACUGCCAAGGAGGGCUUUCUCUCAGAUCCUAACUAUGGGCAUUCUGUCUCUGAUGUUGAGCACCUAUUGAAGAAACAUCAGGACUUUGAAAAAAUGCUCCAGGCCCAAGAGGAGAAGUUUGCACAAUUAAAUAGAAAGACAAAGAGGGAAUUGAAGCUACUGCAACAAAUUGAUAUGGAGGAGGAAAGAGAGAGGGGGAAAUUGAUCAAAGUUCCCUCUCUAAGAAGAAGAUAUUCAGACAGGAGAACAGCACACACAAAACUGCUAGAUCCAAGGAAAACUCCACAAUUGCCAUCAGUAUCCUCAGCUCCCACCUUGAGGCUAACCCCAGAACAGUUUGUUUCCCCUAACCAAAAGCCUACAGAGAGUUCGUACCAACUCAGACAUGGAGAAAAUCCAAUUUUAGCUGGCUCCAGUAGUACCACUGCACCUAAGUUGCUUAUCCUACAAGAUUCAGUUCUGGAAACCCCAAAGUCUGUGCUUUCUUCAUUACCAUCUAAACUGAAACUUAAGCAAACUGAGAGCAAUUUGUUACCAGCAUAUGCUAGUGAUUUAGAAGCACUGAACAUGGAAAAUGUUAGUGAUACCUCCCUCUCCAAUGUGGAAACCAAAGACAUUAAGGCUUCACCUAGUAGAGACUCAUUUGAUACUUCUCCAAUUUUUGUACAUUCUGAUUUACCUCCUGAGAGAUUGGGAACUGUUUCUCAGGUUUCUGCAGCACCCCACAACAUGGAGGGUUGCCUAGAAAAGCUGGACCAAAUUCUUCCAGGAAGAAACCAACCAAAGACAAGGGCUUGGAACACUUAUUAUCUUAAACUUGGAAAACAAAAACUUGAGUUCUACAAUGAUGAACAGGAAGCAUCUCAGAAUACAAUUCCAGUUUUCUCAGUCAGCACAACUGGAGCCAAAUGUGAGAGACUGAGAGGAUAUUUUGAGAAAGAACAUGCCUUCAGAUUAAGCAUAGCUAAAUUCUGCAGAGGAUCUUGGAGACAACGAUUAUCUCAAUCCAUUUCAAACUGGCUUCAGGUUGGGAUACGGAGUGGAAACUGCUCCCUGGUCGCUUUGGUCGAUGAUCUCCGUCUGUGCAUUGACAGCGGAAGUUUGGCCCUUGUGGUGCUCUUGGACAUCUCAGCAACCUUCAAUACAAUUCCAGUUUUCUCAGUCAGCACAACUGGAGCCAAAUGUGAGAGACUGAGAGGAUAUUUUGAGAAAGAACAUGCCUUCAGAUUAAGGUUGCACGAUGGAUCAGAGUACUACUUUGCUGCACCUUCUCAGAAGCUAAUGGAGGACUGGGUGCAAGCAUUAUGGGAGUGCCAUAGUAUCUGGCAAUUUUCUCCAAACGAGUUUCUAGACACAUCAAAUCCAGUGAGGCCUCAGCUGAUACCUUGGAUAUCUACAGCUGGAGGUUCUGCUGAAGGACAGAUUACCAAAAAUCUCCUUCCAAGGAGAACUCCUUCAUUCAAGAUUACACAUGAAAAGAAGCCUAUUCAAAGUUUUCAUGAAACAGAAGGAUUGCCACAUGAGGACUCUGAGUCUGAUCCAGCAACUAUGUUGAAGCCCAAUCUGUCAGAUAUCUCUCAAAGCCAUCUCAAACUGCAGCCUUAUCCUAAUAGAGAAAACAGCAAAGAAACCUGUGGGCAGGAAGACCAAGGAGCCAAAGCUGAACUCACAACAACUGAAUUCAAAAAGAGCUUUGAUGAACUCCAGUCCCCAGGAGUAGAAGAACCAGAGCCAGAUGUAAAGAAACAGAAGAAAAAAAGAGAGAGGAAUGUCUUUAAGAAGUUUUUUACCAAGAAAUAAGAUCAGUCAAAGAAAAAGAAUAUUCCAGUUGUCUGGAUAUGCAAGGCUCUUCUCUUCAUGCCAUCCUAUUGCCUUCAGGUUUUUUUUUUUGUUGUUGUUGUUAAGACACAAGCAGAAGGGGAGAGAUCGUUUGUGUUGGGUAUGUAUUCCAAACAAAAACUACAAUGAAACAGUGCCACUGCCUAUAAUUAAGCACAAUUAUCAUUUAUACUGCACGCUGUAGAGCAUGUUAAAUUGUAUGCAUGUGAAGCCCAUAAAAAAUGUAAUUAUAGG
Molecule: messenger RNA, 12468 nt
Organism: Sceloporus undulatus (fence lizard)
Lineage: Eukaryota; Metazoa; Chordata; Lepidosauria; Squamata; Phrynosomatidae
Gene: SPTBN5
Product: spectrin beta, non-erythrocytic 5
Exons: 72
Coding region: 1-12195 (4064 amino acids)
Biological process (GO): actin cytoskeleton organization
Cellular component (GO): cortical actin cytoskeleton; cell projection; plasma membrane
Molecular function (GO): actin filament binding
Source: RefSeq, a predicted model, not a curated record